GUUUAGGGUCUGCCUACGGGAGACUACAAUUCGUGAACCUUGCUCAUGAACUUGCUUUGAACAUGGCGGAACAAUUUCGCGAAUUCGAGUUUCGUGUCCUGCUCGCUUCUCAUCCUAACGACUCUGCGACCUCCGCCCCUGCUAGCAAAUAUCGGUACCUGGCACACGCUUGCUACGUUGAUCUGCCUUCCAAAUAUGCUGAUAUAUCUAACCUGAUGGAGGCCGCUCUCAACACAGCGCGCGCAGAAGUAGACCCGCGCGACGUUGAUCUGGGCGGCACGAUGAAGGCCGACAUAUAUCUGCUUGCGAAACCACUUGAGCCUGAUGCUCGGACUAAGGAGCAAUACAAAGAACUGUGCAAGAACGUCGAUGAACCCUUUCUAAACAAGACGGGACUCAAGUUGAGCCCUCAGAAAUUGUUGAACGGAGUGACAACCCCGAAGAAUCUGGUUGCCGUUGUAAUACGAGUCCCAGCCGCCUACCCAGCUUUCAUCAAUCAGUACCGGGAUGUUUUCAUCGAAGUAACGGCAUUCGGAAGCUUCGACGAAACCGACCUCGAUCUGAAUGAUAUCAGAAGUGGAGCAUCGGACGCUGACUUCGUCAAAGAGUUUCACAAUAUGCUGGACAGAAAGCCAGGACUGACUGAAGAGUCGUCCAAGCUGUGCGGCGGUUCACAGCUUUGGGCUGACUAUGCCCUGCCUUACAAGAAAACAAGUGGUAAUCCAAUCGCCGAAUACGGGUCCGUCGAGGAGACAUCAAUCGAGCACGAGCCCUCCAGACCUCAGGAAGAGAUUCCGUGGCGCCUUGUCCAUCGACCUGAGGUGUGCCAUAUCAAUUGGGCUGCUUUCAUCAAGUGGGGGAGAUUUUGGCAGUCCUCGCCCGGGUCUCUGGAGAGAGCCUUAACGGAAGAUGCAGCGCAUGCACUCUUCUCCUUUGGCCUUAUGGAUUUUGUUCCAGAGGACAGAAGAUUCAUCGCCAGCG
Molecule: messenger RNA, 981 nt
Organism: Fomitopsis serialis
Lineage: Eukaryota; Fungi; Basidiomycota; Agaricomycetes; Polyporales; Fomitopsidaceae
Exons: 4
Source: RefSeq, a predicted model, not a curated record